Molecule: messenger RNA, 7259 nt
Organism: Xyrauchen texanus (razorback sucker)
Lineage: Eukaryota; Metazoa; Chordata; Actinopteri; Cypriniformes; Catostomidae
Product: mothers against decapentaplegic homolog 4
Exons: 11
Coding region: 173-1681 (502 amino acids)
Biological process (GO): SMAD protein signal transduction; BMP signaling pathway; cell differentiation
Cellular component (GO): heteromeric SMAD protein complex
Molecular function (GO): I-SMAD binding; DNA-binding transcription factor activity, RNA polymerase II-specific; RNA polymerase II cis-regulatory region sequence-specific DNA binding
Source: RefSeq, a predicted model, not a curated record
CACCCGAUUGGUGAUCUCACGCAUCUUACGUAGAGACAAUGCCCGUUCAUUUGCACUAUGGAUCACUGGUUCAGACCUAAUUUUGACAUAAAGGUGUGACGAACGAUGGUCAGAAGAUUUAAAGGACGUUGAUGUGUUUAUUCUCACUUGCGUUUGAGUCCAUUGGUGCAGUAUGUCUGUGUCCAGCACCCCCACCAGUAAUGAUGCCUGUCUGAGCAUCGUCCACAGCCUCAUGUGCCAUCGACAGGGUGGAGUGAGCGAGUCUUUCGCUAAGAGAGCCAUAGAGAGUUUGGUGAAGAAGCUGAAAGAGAAGAAAGAUGAGUUAGACUCUCUGAUCACUGCCAUCACUACUAAUGGAGCUCACCCCAGUAAAUGUGUGACUAUACAGCGCACGCUAGAUGGCAGACUACAGGUGGCUGGUCGUAAAGGAUUUCCUCAUGUGAUAUAUACACGACUGUGGCGAUGGCCAGACCUGCACAAGAACGAACUGAAACACGUGAAAUACUGUCAGUUUGCCUUUGACCUCAAAUGCGACAAUGUGUGUGUGAACCCGUACCACUACGAGAGGGUAGUGUCCCCCAGCAUUGAUCUGUCUGUACUGACACUAGGUGGCCCAGGCCCUAGUGGAGAACCGAUGAUAAAGGAUGAAUUCGAGGGUCAUUCUGCUGCUGAUGGAGGUCACAGUAUUCAAACCAUUCAGCAUGCUGCUGCCUGCUCUGCCCCACCUGACACAUUUAACAGCCCUGCCCUCUUGCCCCCAACUGACUCUGCAAGCUCUGCCUCCACCUCUGCUUUCACCAGUUUGGCCGCCGGACCAACGAAUGCCCCCACCUCAUGGCCAAGAGGAAGCAGUUUCCCUCCCAAUAUCCCCCAUCAGAACGGCCACCUACAGCAUCAUCCACCACUGCCCCAAACUGGCCAGUACUGGUCAGUGCAUAGUGAGCUGGCUUUCCAACCUCCAAUUUCCACCCAUUCAGCUCCAGAUUACUGGUGCUCUAUCCCGUACUUUGAGAUGGAUAUUCAGGUAGGCGAGACGUUUAAGGUGCCAUCCAGCUGUCCCAUCGUAACAGUGGAUGGUUAUGUGGACCCAUCAGGUGGAGAUCACUUCUGUCUUGGGCAACUGAGUAACGUUCACCGUAUAGAGGCUAUAGAGAGAGCCAGGCUUCACAUUGGUAAAGGAGUUCAGCUGGAGUGUAAAGGAGAGGGGGACGUGUGGGUGCGCUGUCUCAGUGAUCACGCUGUGUUUGUCCAGAGUUAUUAUCUGGACCGGGAGGCUGGACGAGCUCCGGGAGAUGCUGUCCACAAAAUUUACCCCAGUGCUUACAUCAAGGUGUUUGAUUUACGCCAGUGUCAUCGGCAGAUGCAGCAGCAGGCAGCUACGGCUCAAGCUGCAGCAGCUGCGCAGGCGGCUGCAGUGGCGGGAAAUAUCCCAGGCCCGGGUUCGGUGGGCGGCAUUGUUCCCGCUAUCAGUUUGUCUGCCGCAGCGGGUGUCGGCGUGGAUGACCUGCAGCGUCUCUGCAUCUUGCGGAUGAGUUUCGUGAAAGGCUGGGGACCGGAUUACCCUCGCCAGAGUAUCAAAGAGACGCCAUGCUGGAUCGAGAUCCAUUUACACUGGGCUUUACAGCUCCUGGAUGAGGUUCUGCACACCAUGGCUAUAGCCGACCCGCAACCUCUGGACUAAUGCCGAAACACUCAUAACCUAUUAGAAUACAUACUGACCUUCUGCAGCAGCUGACAGAUUUGUUACCCCACCUCUGUCGGAACGUUGAAAUCAGCAGUAUUACAAAAUCAACACUAACUCUGUUGUUUCAAACAGGACUGUUUAUCAAAACACAGCAAAGUUACACUUUUAAAAAUUCUAACUAGAUAGUCAGGGCUCUCUUUGGGGUCAGAAUGAAGAAGUUCAGAGACUUGCAUUAUUUUGUGUCAUAAGUUUACUGCCAUAAACAUACAGUGGCCACAUACACACUGCAGCAAAAUAUGGCUGUCACUCCUCGUAAUCCUGUUCUGUACACACAUUGGACUUUAAGAUAUACAAGCGCAAAAAAAUUCCAAUUUUAUACAUUUUGCGUAAAACCUUUCAUAUGUAAAUAUCUUUCAAUUCAACAUGAAAAUUUAUGUUUGUUUUUUUACUAAUGAUUCACACAGAAAUUCGUUCAGCUAGUGUUCCGUGAUAGUUCGUAACACCAUUCUUACUUAAAGGGAUGCAUUCACUGUUUACACAAGGAGCCUUUUGAACAAUUUACAUAGAAAUUAGUUUACCUUAUGUUCCCUGAAUGAGGCCCAAAGUUUGGUUAUUUAUGGGAAUGACAAUUGCAUUCUCCAACCAAAUUUUGAGUUUAGUAAAUAGUGUGUAAAGUGAUGUAAAUUGCCGCAGUGAAUAGAGUGCAACAUUUCGGGUAAGAGUAGUUUUAUGAACGAUUUGCUCUGGAUUACAUAAAUGGUUGCACUCAAUUCAGUGCAACUAUUUAUGUAAGAAUGUUCAUUCAGCUACUGUUUCAUGAUAGUUCGUAACACCAUUCUUACGUAAAUUAGCGUUUUAGUCACAGUUUAGUUAAAAAUAAUUUUACAAACAAUUGCACUUAAAUACGAUCGUGUUUAAAGAAUGACUCACAACUUUUGGUUAUUUGCAGGAGUGAAAACGCAUUCAACAACCGAGUUUAGAAUUUAGUAAAUUGUGUGUAAAAAUUUCAGGUAAGAAUAAUUUUACGACCGAUUUACACUGGAUUGCCUGUAUUGUUGCGUUCAAUUUAUUUAAUCAAGUUUUCUACGAACAAUUUACACCGAAAGUCGUCCAGCUACUGUUUCAUGAUAGUUUGUAAUACCGGUACAUAUCUUUUUUCAUACACAGUUUACGCAAGAAUUGUUUUACGAACAAUGUACAAAGAAAUUGGUUCAUCUCGUGUUUCGUGAAUGAGGCCCAAAGUUCAGUUAUUUAUGGGAAUUACAGCUACGUUCUACAACCAAAUUUUGAGUUUUGUAAAAUGUGUGUAAAACUUUUAUGUUAAUUGCUGCAAGAGUGCAACAUUUCAGGUAAGAAUAGUUUACCGUAUGAUUUAAACUGGAUUUCAUAAAUUGUUGCUUUCAAUUCAAAAUGACGUACGGAUGUUUUUUCGAACGAUUUUCACAAAUUUGUUCAGCUAUUGUUUCACGAUAGUUCGUAACUCUAUUCUUACAGAUAUUGUCACAUACAGUUAAUGCAAGAAUGGUUUAAUAUGAACAAUUUACACAGAAAUGUGUUCACCUUGUGUUCCCUGAAUGAGGCCCAAAUUUGGUUAUUUAUGUGAAUAUAACUGCAUUCGAUAACUGUAAUUCGCUUUUAGUAAUUUGUGCAUAAAACGUUUCUUCGUGCCACGUUUCAGCUACGAAUAUUUUUGCGAAAAAUUUACUCUAGAUUUCAUAAAUUGUUGCUUUCAAUUCAACAUGACAAUUGAUAUUUGAAUGUUAUUUAUGAACAAUUUAAACAGAAAUUUGCAUUUAGCUUGUGUUUCAUGAUAGCUCGUAACACUUUUCUUAGAUAUACAGUUGAAGUCAGAAUUUUACAUACACCUUAGCCAAAUACAUUUAAACAAUUUUCACAAUUCCUGACAUUUAAUCGUAGAAAAUACCGGAUUGGUGGUGGUGUAGUGGGCUAAAGCACUGAACUGGUAAACAGAAGGUUGCCUGUUCGAUCCUAACCACCACCACCAUUGUGUCCUAGAGCAAGGCACUUAACUACAGAUUGCUCCGGGGUGAUUGUCCCUGAAGUGCGCUGUAUAAAAGCUUCUGCCAAAGGCAUAAAUGUAAAUGUAAAACUUUCAUUAGGGCAGUUAGGUCACUAAAUUAUAUUAAGAAUGUGAAAUGUCGUGGCCUGGGUAGCUCGGUGAGUAAAGACACUGACUACCACUCUUAGAGUCGCAAGUUCGAAUCCAGGGCGUGCUGAGUGACUCCAGCUAGGUCUCCUAAGCAACAAAAUUGGCCUGGUUGCUAGGGAGGGUAGAUUCACUUGCGGUAACCUCCUCUUGAUCACUAUAUUGUGGUUUGCUCUCCAUGAGGCACGUGGUGAGUUGUGCGUGGAUGCCGCGGAGAAUAGCGUGAAGCCUCCACACGCGCUAUGUCUCGGCGGUAGCGCGCUCAACAAGCCACGUGAUAAGAUGCGCUGGUUGACUGUCUCAGACGUGGAGGCAACUGAGAUUCGUCCUCCACCACCCAGAUUGAGGGGAGUCACUACGCCACCAUGAGGACUUAGAGCACAUUGGGAAUUGGGCAUGCCAAAUUGGGGAGAAAAUAAAAAAAAAAGAAUGUGAAAUGUCAGAAUAAUAGUAAAGAGAAUUAUUUAUUUCAGCUUUUAUUUCUUUCAUCACAUUCCCAGUGGGUCAGUUGUUUACACACACUUUGUUAGUAUUAAGUAGCAUUGCCUUAUAUUGUUUAACUUGGGUCAAACAUUUUGGGUAGCCUUCCACAAGCUUCUCACAAUAAGUUACUGGAAUUUUGACCCAUUCCUCCAGACAGAACUGGUGUAACUGGGUCAGGUUUGUAGGCUUCCUUGUUCGCACACGCUUUUUCAGUUCUGCCCACAAAAUUUCUUUCGGCUUGAGUUCAGGGCUUUGUGAUGCCCACUCCAAUUUCUUGACUUUGUUGUCCUUGAGCCAUUUUGCCACAACUUUGGAGGUAUGCUUGGGGUCAUUGUCCAUUUGAAAGACCCAUUUGCGACCAAACUUUAACUUCCUGGCUGACAUCUCGAGAUGUUGCUUCAAUUUAUCCACAUAAUUUUCCUUCUUCAUGAUGCCAUCUAUUUUGUAUAUGCACCAGUCCCUCCUGCAUCAAAGCACCCCCCAUGCUUCACGGUUGGGAUGUUGUUAUUCGGCUUGCAAGCCUCAACGUUUUUCCUUCAAACAUAACAAUGGUAAUUAUGGCCAAACAGUUCAGUUUUUGUUUCAACAGACCAGAGGACAUUUCUCCAAAAAGUUGAUCUUUGUCCCAUGUGCAAUUGCAAACUGUAUUCUGGCUUUCUAUAGCGGUUUUGGAGCUGUGGAUUCUUCCUUGCAGAGCAGUCUUUCAGGUUAUGUCGAUAUAUGAUGCGUUUUACUGUGGAUAUAGAUACCUGUCUACCUGUUUCAUCCAGCAUCUUCACAAGGUCCUUUGCUGUUGUUCUGGGAUUGAUUUGCACUUUUUGCACCAAAAUAUGUUCAUCUCUAGGAGACAGAAUGCAUCUCCUUCCUGAGCGGUAUGAUGGCUGUGUGGUCCCAUGGUGUUUAUACUUGCAUAUUAUUGUUUGUACAGAUGAACGUGGUACAUUCAGGCAUUUGGAAAUUGCUCCCAAGGAUGAACCAGACUUGUGGAGAAUAAGUUUUUUCAGGUUUUGACUGAUUUCUUAUGAUUUUCCCAUGAUGUCAAGCAAAGAGGCACUGAGUUUGAAGGUAGGCCUUAAAAUACAUCCACAGGUACACCUCCAAUUCAGUACACCACCCAUCAGAAGCUAAUUGUCCAAAGGCUUGACAUCACGUUCUGGAAUUUUCCAAGCUGAAUAAAGGCAUGGUUAACUUAGUGUAUGUAAACUUCUGACCCACUGGAAUUGUGAUAUAUUCCAUUAAAAGUGCAACAAUCUGUCUUUACACAAUUGUUGGAAAGAUGUAUUGUGCCGUGCAUGAAGUAGAUGUCCUAAAUGACUUGCCAAAACUAUAGUAUGUUAAUAUGAAAUCUGUGAAGUGGUUAAAAAACGAGUUUUAAUGACUUCAACCUAAGUGUAUGUAAACUUCUGACUUCAGCCGUAUUGACGCAUACACAUAGUACACAAGAAUGGUUUUACAAACAAUUUACACAGAAAUAUGUUUACCUCGUGUUUCAUGAAUCAUGCACAAAGUUUGUUUAACCAAAUUCAUUUCCGAAAAGUUCAGGUUGCAACAACUGCAUUUACGCUGUUGGACAUUUACUUAAAUGCACCAAUUGUUUAAGGUACAAAUUUGCAAUUGUUCUGCUUGUGCACAUGGAAUGGUUAAAAUGUGGCUUUCCCUCCCAAAACGUUGUAGUGUGUAUGUGGCCAGAAUAUUGUCCUUUGUGUUUUUAUACUCCUAUAAUGUUCUCUCAUUUGUAUCAAGCACUUAGUUUCUUCAUAUCACCUGUAAAGGCUGUAUUUUAGGUUUUGUAUCCUUGUACUGAUUCAGGGGCUCCGUCUCAAUAUUAUGAGUCACAACUCUGCCUCUAGUGCUGCUUCACUCAGAUAUCAGACAGAUGAGAGCAGUCACAGAUCUUUAAUACAGAGUUACCGAUUGUUAUUUUACUAACAAAACAGUUUUGUACUGUAUUUCUUUCCUUGUAUGAUUUUUUUGAUAGACGGAACAACCUGUGAUUAUUAUCAUCAUAUCAAACAGUAGGCAACAGUAGUACAGAAUGGCAUACUACUAAUACAAUUUUUGCAGUAUGUAUCUGUUAACAUUAUGUAAAUGUUCUGUAUGCACAGAAUUCCCGGAUGACGUAGUUCUACAUUUCUACAAAUGUUUAGGAUACAAUGAACACACUGCACUGAUUUGAAUAAUAAUAAUAAUAAAGAAAAAUAACUGUUUAAUCUUUAACAGCUCGCAGAAUUAAACAUGCAACAUAUUAAGGUCAUGAGACAACCAGUGUUGUGUGUAAUCCAAUUACAAAGUAAUCAGGUACUGUAAUCUACUUUUAGUCAAAAAAGUAGUGUAAUGCAUUACAUUUUAAAUUAUUGUAAUCUGAUUAGUUACUGACUUUCAACUAAUUGAAUUACUUAUAAGUACAUUAUAAGGUUACUCUUAUUUCUUUUUUUAAAAUUUGUUUUAUCCCCUUUUCUCCCCAAUUUGGAAUGCCCAAUUCCCACUACUUAAUCAGUCCUCUUGGUGGCGUGGUUACUCACCUCAAUUUGGGUGGCGGAGGACAAGUCUCCGUUUUCUCCACUUCUGAGACCGUCAAUCUGCACAUCUGAUGAUGUGGCUCGUUGUGUAUGACACUGCGGAGACUCCCAGCAUGUGGAGGCCCAUGCUACUCUCAGCGAUCAACGCACACGCCCCAUUUAGAGCAAGAACCAUUAUUCGCGACCACGAGGAGGUUACCCCAUGUGACUCUACCCUCCCUAGCAACCGGGGCAAUUUGGUUGCUUAGGAGACUUGGGUGGAGUCACUCAGCGCACCCUGGAUUUGAACUCAUGACUCCAGGGGUGGUAGUCAGUGUCAAUACUCGCUGCGCUACACAGACCCCCAUGUUAUUCUUAUUUCUAACAAUUCUUACAAUUGUUGCCCCGUAACAAUUCAUUGUGAAGG